Bursaphelenchus okinawaensis is the source of this 3416-nucleotide messenger RNA. Lineage: Eukaryota; Metazoa; Nematoda; Chromadorea; Rhabditida; Aphelenchoididae. The record is from the annotation of a GenBank genome assembly.
AUGGGUAUUUGGGAGCGAUUCAAUCGUAGCACGUUUCGUCGUAAGAACCGAAAGCGAAACGUAGUACCGCCUGUGGAGAAGCAGUCGGACGAUGACGAUGUAUUCUGUGAAGCCAGAUCCUUCUUCUCCGACGACUCCAUCACUCAGGCCGCUCGUGAAUCGGCGUUGGAAUCCGCCUUAGAAACUGUUUUCGAAUCGGCCGUUGAAAGUCAGGCAUCUACUCCACGAGACGACGUUUCGGAAAGGGCAUCAACUCCCAAGGCUGAGGAUUCAGAAAAGGCUUUAACUCCAAAUUCAGAGUCUUCUGAAAAGACUUCAACUCCAAAGGCUGAGGACGUAGAAGCCAAAGAAGCUCGCGCUUCUACUCCAAAACAAGAGGAUUCAGAAGGCGAUGAACUUACGGCAAGAGAAUCGUCGCCAGUGAGAAAAGACGACGGUCGCAUUAGUAAAAGUGAGACAGAAUUGAAGCUGCCAGUACGUGCACUAAUGCCAGAUGUCAGAAGAAACAGAAUCAGGUCACGAUCUAGGGCACGCACCUUCGUGGGACUUCAGAAGGAACUGGUGAAGAUGAGGGCAAUGAAUCAGAAGAAGUUGGACAAGAAAGGUUUGUUUUGUCAGAUUCAAUUUUGAUUUUUGAACGAAGUUCUUAAGGUGGUCAUAAAGUAAGUAGAAAAAGGAUGGCACGCCUUAUGCAAAUUCAUUUUUAAAAAUUUUUAAUUUUUUUCAGAAACUGCCGCUUUGGCCGACGAAAAGAAGGAAUCCCCAGAAAUGCCAUUACCUCCAGUACCAGAAGAGAAGUCAGAAGCGGCAUCUCAACCUGCCCCACCGCCACCUCCACCAUUACCCGCCUUCUUGUCAGUACGAUCUACACGACGAGAUUCGGUAGUUUCAACCAGGUCUACGAUAAAAGAUUCAGUACGAUCCAGAAAACAAUGUUCUGAAGGGUCAGUAGAGUCUACAAAAGACGAUUCUGAAAUUACGCUACGGGCUACAAUAAAGGAUUCUGAAGUCACACUGCGGACUGCAAAAAAGGAUUCUGAAGUGACGCUGCGAAUUACAGAAGAAAACCAAGAAGUGACAGUAUCUUCUCAGAAAGAAGGCACAGGAGCGUUGACAAAGCCUAAAAAAGAAGAUGCUGGAUCUUCUGUGCGUCAAGCACCUCCAGCUCCUCCAUUGCCACCUCAAUUGACUCCGAAAAGCCAUCGUGAAUUCAACGUGAAUACUCCACCAAGUGCCACUUCCACCCCAAAAGCACCCCUAGCUCCUCCACCACUCCCACCUGGAUUCUUGAAUUCUGGUCGGUCGAUAAAGGAACUCCCAUCUCUACGAAAGGCUUCUGUCCGCGAGGAACAGUUGUCUCACAUCCCGGCUCCCAAAAAGCCUACAAUUCACGUUUGGGGCUCGUUUUUAGACAGAAAUCCGGGUAAGUAGUAGUAUAACAUAGGUAUUGUUGUUGGGCUUGAAGCUUUAAUUUGUUUUACUUUCUUUCAAAAUUUUAAAUUGAAGUAACGAGUCAACUUGGUAUUGUCAUUUCUAACACAAUAUUUCUUUCAGAAUCAACCAAAGAAACGAUUUGGGAAGACUUUUCGGUCAAACUACCACGAACCGAGUUGUUCAACCAAGUCGAACAUGCCUUUGCCGAGAAGACCAAGAGCACCAAACUGACGAAGGCCAUGAAUCCAUUCAAAAGAAAGUCCAAAGAAUCCACGAUCCCAGGCCUCAGAAUACGCAACGCGUUUCUACUGUCAUUGGCUGUGAAUAAGUAGGUUGAAGUACGAUGAAAAUGAUACGAUACUACAUAGUAUCAUAGUAUAAAACCAGAGUAUGAAUAUAAAAUAAGUUAUAGUAGCUGAUGUCACAAGUAACUAUGUGUGACAUUUCUAAUCGACAUUUCAGCUUCAAAUGUAAGAAGGACGAACUAGUUCGUCGGAUUGCCCAAGCCGAUUACGAUUCGGUCCCCACCCAUUGUUGGAAAUGUCUCCGAGAGUCCUUCCCUAAUUCGGAUGAGGUAUGAAUAUAGACUCAAAUUGAAAAAAAAUUCAAAAGAAAACUUAAAACAAAAUGCCAAAAUUAGCGCGAAAUAAAAAAUUUUAAAAACUAAUCUUGAACUUAACUUCAGUUGGACCAAUUCAAAAUGUUGACAUCUACAAGUGGACUGGACGACUCGUACGAGUUCUGUUACUAUGCCUGCAAAGAAGACAAGCUCGGAUCAAAACUUCACUGUGUCUUUUUACUGUCACAAAUUGCGGAGAAGGUAUGUGGAUUUAACGUAUACUUGUUACAGUACCUUCAAUUUGCAUAUCAACGUAUUUUUCACGAUGUUCUAGCAACCUCUGGAAUGUUACAGUAAUCUCUAGGAUGUUAAAAAAACGUCUAUAAUGUCAAAGUAUACUUUAUAACAACACGAUACCUUUCAUAAUAUUACAGUAAACAUCGUAAUAGUACAGUACCUUUAAGAAUGUUACAGUACCAUAAAACCUUUUAGAUUGGUGACAUUGAGGACUACGUGAAGAAGAUUGAACAAGUUCAAAAAGCUGUCGACGCCCUAGAAGCCAAAGACAAAGAGAUCAAGGAUAUCAUGUUCUCCACCUUGACCUUGAUCAACUUCCUGAACACAGGCUCAGCUCACGAAGGAUCUCCAGGCUUCCAACUCACUUCUCUGGUCAAGUUUCUUCAGCUGAAAGGUGACGGUAAACUGAUGGCAUGGUUCGUGGGAGAUGGGAACCCCUAUUUGUACAGUAAACUUCCCGAUAUGGUGGCUACGUUGAAAACGGCCAGGUAAAUACAGAUCUUUCGAGUGUAAUUUUAAAUGUAUUUUCAAAUUUUAUUUAUCAUGUUUGACAUUAAUUUACAUGUUCUUCGAUAUAUAAUAUUUUUUAUGUUAUUUUAGAGAUACAAUGUUGUUUUCAGAUCUGUAGAAUUGUCAAACAUAAAGGAUGACAUAAAAGAGAACCGAAGGAACUCUAAACUUAUCUCUGAUCUGAUUACUGUUUGGCCGCGCGAAACUGAAACCUUCAAGAAGUGCGCGAAUGAGGUUACGGUAAGCUACAGUAACAAAUGCUUCAAUUUUAUGCUUUUUAGUGUAAUUUUAAACCAUGAAUUGCACAAAAAUACAGACUAAGUGUGUCGUUCGAUCAAAUUAGUGUCCAUUUUUAAGCUUGGUUUGCAUUGUACUUUCUGUAUUUUUAUAUUUGAGUAUGUUACAGUACAUUUAUAACAUAUUUAACACAUCUAAAUAGCUCUUUUGGUUGCAGAAGUACAACGAAACCAUUGAGAAGGCCGAGAACGUGCUCAAAACGCUGGAGAACGUCGAGAACAGCCUCAAGGUCAAGUAUUGUGCCAAACACAUCACGUUGACCGAAAUCUUUGCUCAUUUCCUUGAGGCGUUUCAACUGAUUUUGAAAGAAAAACAUUAA